Lachnellula hyalina is the source of this 306-nucleotide messenger RNA. RefSeq lists its product as uncharacterized. The coding region runs from base 1 to 306 and encodes 101 amino acids. Lineage: Eukaryota; Fungi; Ascomycota; Leotiomycetes; Helotiales; Lachnaceae. The record is from RefSeq and is a predicted model, not a curated record. The transcript has 2 exons.
AUGGGGCGGGAGGAGCUGGAUGAGAUUGAUUCUGGGUUUUAUACUGAGGCGUUGACUUUGAAUGGGUGGGAGAUGGGAGCUGGUAAGAAUGCGAGGUUUACGAUUGGGGGAAUGAACUUUAGUCAAGAUGAAGUCGGGGGCCCGCCGCGGGUUUCUGUCGCCAAAGAGAAUGGACAGGUGAUUGCAAACCGGUUACAUAGGGGACCAAGCUAUGAUGAGGAGGAGGAAGAUUAUUCGCAAGGAUCAGAGGAGGGCCUGAGCUCGGAUGAAGAGGAGGAUGAAGUGGAGGAUGAACCUAAUGAUUGA